ACAUCUCUCUCCACAACACAUACUUCUAUUAUAGUACAACAACCACAACCACGAUCGCAACAAAGAUCACGACUCCACCCUCCACCCUCCACCUUCAGAUCUAACCUCAUCCAAGCGCUAUCUACAACCCCUCACGCACCCCAAACAUGCCCGCCGUCCUCCCAUCCAACUACACCCUCCACUGGGGCUACCCCGCCGUCGAAUCCUACCUCCACCUCCGCCGCACCAAAGAACACCCGCAAUCACCAACGGCCCAACAAGCCGAAUCCGCCCUCCAGGGAAGCUGGUACGGCUGCUACAUCACCUACACGGCACCAGCUUCAGCUUCAGCUUCACCUACUACCCCCAAUAAUCCCACCACCAACCCAGAGACCCAAGAAACCGGAGAAGUGGUCGCAAUGGCCCGCCUCGUCAGCGACGGGAUCUACACCUUCCACCUGACGGACCUGCUCAUCGCAGCGGACCACAAGUACAAGAAGUUGGGGAACGUGAUCGUGGCGCAUCUCCGGGAGAGGAUCCGCGAGUAUGUGACCGGGUUGGGGAUGGGCGGGCAAGGCGAGGAUAAAGAGGAAGAGGCCGCCCUCCGAUGCACGGAGGUCACGAUGCUGGUGCAUGCGUGGCCGGAGGAGCACGAGAUCUAUUAUGCGGAGGGGUUUGUGGAGGCGUGGCCGCCGGCGAGGGGGAUGGUGCUGGACUGGAGGCAGAUUGAUGACUUUGAUUCUGUUGAAUGAUUUUGAUUCUGAUGAAUGAUUGCAGCAAAUGUUUGAGGGUGGGCUAGGACUCAUUGAAGGGUUAAUGUGGGCGACCCGGGCUUGGGUAUAUGUGAUCGAU
Molecule: messenger RNA, 831 nt
Organism: Aspergillus japonicus CBS 114.51
Lineage: Eukaryota; Fungi; Ascomycota; Eurotiomycetes; Eurotiales; Aspergillaceae
Exons: 1
Coding region: 147-731 (194 amino acids)
Source: RefSeq, a predicted model, not a curated record